Ornithodoros turicata is the source of this 2871-nucleotide messenger RNA. Its product is annotated as stromal membrane-associated protein 1-like. The record is from RefSeq and is a predicted model, not a curated record. The transcript is spliced from 10 exons. Gene Ontology annotation, molecular function: GTPase activator activity; metal ion binding. NCBI's taxonomy places the organism in Eukaryota, Metazoa, Arthropoda, Arachnida, Ixodida, Argasidae. Gene Ontology annotation, cellular component: cytoplasm. The coding region runs from base 107 to 1294 and encodes 395 amino acids.
UCUGUCUAUUGCUGCUGCGAUUGCGAGCGAGUUGUCUGGUGGUGUGUGUUGUGGUGGUUGGGCAAGGUGGUUCGAUUAAUUCCCCAAUUGUAACUUAUAUUGCAUCAUGUCAAGCAAGUCAGACAGAGAACGACAGAAACAGAUACAGGACAAGUGCCAAGCCAUUUUAGGCCAACUAUUACGCGAGGAGGACAACAAAUACUGCGUCGACUGUGACGCCAAAGGUCCACGAUGGGCGUCGUGGAACCUGGGCAUGUUCCUGUGUAUUCGGUGCGCGGGCAUUCACCGCAAUUUGGGAGUGCACAUCUCCAAGGUGAAGUCUGUGAAUCUGGACACUUGGACACCAGAACAAGUGGCUUGCUUACAGCACAUGGGAAACAGCAAAGGCCGAGCGGUUUAUGAAGCGAACCUUCCGGACAACUUUAGAAGACCACAGACAGACUCAUCCUUGGAAGCAUUCAUUCGCUCAAAAUAUGAGCAGAAGAAGUACAUCGCCAAGGAAUGGGUACAACCACCCAUGCCACCGCCUGCAUUCGACAUAGAGGAAGACAGGCGGAAGGAGAAAGAGAAGCGGAAACCAAAGCCCAAGUCCGCCGCGGCAGACAUUUCGGCACCUGCCUUUCCGACGGUUAACCAAGUGUCAUCCGCUGGCCAGUCGACGAGUAUCCCUCGACCAUCCACGAGUCCCAGCGUCCCCAGGGCCGUCUCCCAGCACACUGCGGACUUGCUCAGUUUGGACCUGUCGAGCAGUGCAGAGCCGCAGGCAAAAGGUGACGACCUCUUCCAAGACUUCCUGAGUGCCAGCCCAGCCCCAUGCACUGCCCCUGCAGUGACCACUCCCACCUCGACUCAAGGCACCACCGUCGUGGAGAACGGGGUGACGCCAGAGACCAACGGACGAAACACACUCACUAAAGAAUCGAUCCUGUCACUGUACAGCACAGCUCCGUUCCCGGUGCAGCAGCCUCAGGCCCCACUCUACGGCAUAACAGGAGCAGCAUUCGCAACUCCGCAGAUGGCUGCCAUGGCAGCCAGGCCCCAACCUCAGGGUUUCUGCAUGGCUCCCAAUGGUGGCUUGGCGCAGGUCCAACAGCAGAUGGGACAACUAGGGCUGCGAGGAGGCCAUGCAUGGCAGAGCAGUAACAUGGGGGGCAUGAACAUGGGCCACGUGAACAUGGGGAUGCCCACGAUGGCAGCCACAGCACCGAUGGGUCCCAGGGGCGCCGUACCCCCCAGCUCGGCAUGGCCUCCCACCAUGCAGGGGCACACACUCUCCACUAACCUGUGGCAGUGAGGAAUGCUGCCACUAGGGAGCAAAAUUUUUAGCCGCUCCAGCACCCGGUCUUUCCUCGACUGCGAAACGUGGGGAGCGGUGGAGGACCGGCCCCCAUUUCCUUUGCAUCCGCGGACUCUUCUGCAUUCAUAUUUGAAACACGUUCGAAGAUAGGGAUAAAAUGGAGGCACAUCUUUCACAGUUCUGUAACGCUCUUCACAUCGUUAAGUUAUUGUUUACGGACGUCAGACAAAACUGCAAAAUAAAUUGGGAUUUUAACGCGACAGUUUAGGGUUCACCUGGAGGAGGAGGAGGAGGAAGAAGAAGAAAUUUGUGAAGUGGGAGCUGGUGACUGUACGAAUAGGAUACGCUUUCAACAGGUGGAACGGUGGGUUAUAUGUAGGGCCUGACUUUUUCGGGUUUUAUUUUUGGCCAAAUUCGGCGGGUAAAUAUCGGGUGAUAUUUUUCGUUCGAAAAUUCGGGUGUAUCCGGGUUAAAGCCGGUUACGGCAUAUUCUGUCGUCAGGAAUUGUAUUCGGGUGAUUUUUUUUUUGCUUAAUAAAAAUUUGUCUUAACAUGGAACUAAUGUCUAGCAAUGUUAUCAAACUUUAUUUUAAUGCGCGCUUACGGGUGUGCCACGCGACCCGGAUGUUUUCGGGUAGAUUCGGGUUAAACCGGAAUUUUACAGAUUUCGUUCGGGGGGGUAAAUAUCGGGCGGAUACGGGUUUAACCCUAAAAAGUCAGGCCCUAGUUAUAUGCGGUUGAUGGUGUACCUUGUGGUACAUCCUGUGUACGUUGAUAGAUUUACUAUGUUCUUGGAGUAUACAGCAAUGACCCGUCAAACAUUCGUGCAGCGCACAAUGUCAGGUGUAGGGUAAAUUAAAACUCGCAUUUAAAAAAAAAAGGGGGGGCAAUCGGAUACUUUAGAUUUAUUGAGGUAGCGAUUUAACUGAAGCAUGCUACAUAUUAUCUAGGGAGGUUUUCCAGUUGUCCCUGAAAGCGAUUUCGACGAGGUCCCGGUAUUAAUACUCCACGUUUCGUCCGAGUCGUGCCGUUGAAAUCCCAGUGCACACCUGUAAAAAGGAUUAAUAAUCAAAAAGUCAGAGAAUAUGAAAUGUUGAGUAUUAACAUUUUUGUGUGCUUGUAAAUUGCUCGCAAUGUGUGUUUUCUUUUAAGUGUUUUUUUUUUUCGUAAUUUUUGCGGAGAGCUCGCAUUUGUCGGAUCAGACGUUCAGUUCCUAGUUCAUGAUUUGUAAUGUAGCGACGCGUAAACACUUGUGUCAGAAAAAUCCGAAUCUAGUUGCUCACAAGGUGCAUAGAAGCGUUUCACGCGCAACAGUUUACAGUGUAGCGGAGUACUUACAAAGUGCCCUGAUGUUGAGCAGUGUGCUUAGUAAAGGUUCUCAUUGGUUUGACAUUUUUCACUCGUUGCAAUUUUUGUUUCGUGCAGCUUAUUGUAGAACAUUCCAUCUAAUACCUUCGUUACGUUGCUUGUGGCACAUUUGUACGUAUACAGUGACAACUGUAAAAAUGUUUUUCAUGAGAUUCGAAAAGGUUUUUCAGAGUGCUAUUUUUAUUUUAAUAAACACUGUCUCGCCAA